Papaver somniferum (opium poppy) is the source of this 732-nucleotide messenger RNA. RefSeq lists its product as uncharacterized. Lineage: Eukaryota; Viridiplantae; Streptophyta; Magnoliopsida; Ranunculales; Papaveraceae. The transcript has a single exon. The record is from RefSeq and is a predicted model, not a curated record. The coding region runs from base 1 to 732 and encodes 243 amino acids.
AUGAAAGAGAUUAGUGAAAAUGUUUUUCAAGCUUGGGUAAUUUUAGGAGAUUUGAACUUCCAUCUUACAAACUCAGAUGCUUCUCCUAGUGUAACUACUAUGGAUAAUUGGAUUUGCAAUGUUGUCAAUAAUGCGGGUUUAAUGGAUUUGGGAUUCUCUGGUUCUCAACAUACUUGGACUAGUAGAAUAAAUGGAUUAGGCCCAAGAAGAGCUAGAAUUGACAUGGCACUUCAUAAUGAUAUCUGGAUUAGAGAUUUCCCAGACUCUAAGGUCAAACACUUGCCGUUUCCAGGUUCUGACCACUUCCCUUUACUACUGGUUACUGAAGUUGAUGUAGUUAGACCUAGAAAUGCUUGGAAAUUCUAUAGAUGUUGGCUACAAAAUUCUAAUGCUUCUGCUGUUAUAGAAGAUGCAUGGAAUUGUGCUACUAAAGAUGAUACUGUCUCUCAGAAACUUAACAUCACAAGGCGAAAGCUCUCUAAAUGGAAUCGAGAACAGUUUGACCGUAUUAAUUUUCACAUAAAAAAUUUGAGAGAUCAGCUAUCUGAUAUUCAAGCUCUGCCUUAUAGUGAAGAUAAUUCUUAUAAGAUAAAUCUCACUUUACAAAGGUUACAACAUUGGAAAAAGAUUGAAGCAUAUUUCUGGCAUCAAAAAUAUGGAGAUACCUGGUUCAAAGACUUAGACAAUAAUACGAUUUACUUUCAUAAUAUGGCGAAUAGAAGAAAAGCGUGA